AUGUUUAACCGACUUAGAAAGAAAAAGGAGGACAAGCCCUCUGCAAGCACAGGCAGAAAUGCUACUUCAGGUCUGCCUGCUAACAGUUCUAGCACCAAUGGUAUUGAUGAAGCUCAGGGUUUUCUUUGUCCGGUAUGUAUACAAAACUUUGCGUCUGCUGAGGCAGUUCAAGCUCACUUUGAAGAGCAGCACGGUGGCCAGGAUGGACCAGUCACAGAAGAUCAGGGAGAGGGUUUCUUGUGUCCAAUGUGUAAGAUGUCUCUAGCAUCACCAGAAGAUCUGCAGUCCCACUAUGAUACUGUGCAUCGAGAUAGUUCUCCUAUGCCAGUGCUGCCUCUUGUCAGCAAUGGAGAAAUCUCAGGAGUAGCAAUUCAAGAGCUGAGAAAGGAGUUAGAGUUGCUACAGAUUCAGCUUCGAGGCUCAGAAGAAAGUAGAACUUUGUUGGCUUCAGAGAUGUUUCACAGUGAGCAGAAGGUUACACAGCUCAACUUGCAGCUGGAGAGUCUCAAGUCAGACAAAGAGAAAGUCGAAUCUAAAGCUGCUCUGUUGGCUGGAGAAAUAGCCACAAUGAAAGCAAAGGUGGAUGAAAGUGAGGGACAGAGAACUGCACUGGAGGAUCAUAUCAGAACACUUAAG
Candidula unifasciata is the source of this 636-nucleotide messenger RNA. The record is from the annotation of a GenBank genome assembly. NCBI's taxonomy places the organism in Eukaryota, Metazoa, Mollusca, Gastropoda, Stylommatophora, Geomitridae.